ACUCUCCUUCACUUCUCUCCUGCUCCUUCCUUCUAUUUAAUCCAUUCUCAUCUUUCAUUAGCCACAGUGCCCUUUCUCCAAUUCAGUUAUCUCUGCUCCUUUGAGCCUUUCUAGCCAAAAGCAAACACCAGCUACAGGCCAAUCACACACUCUUUUUUGCCUAUUUCUUUUCCUUUCUUUUCGGGUGUUGGCCACCCACCCACUCAACACGAUUUUUCACUUACUAAUACAAACACAGGCCAUUGGUCGGUUUCAGAGAUGAGCACCAUGCACAUAGAAACCCCACAAACCUUGGCUGAUGGCAGCAAGAACAAUUUCGAUGAAGAUGGACGAGCUAAAAGAACAGGGACAUGGGUGACCGCAAGUGCUCAUAUCAUAACGGCGGUGAUUGGUUCAGGAGUUCUUUCUCUUGCAUGGGCAAUUGCGCAGAUGGGUUGGGUGGCUGGUCCUGCAGUGCUUUUUGCCUUCUCUUUUAUCACAUAUUUCACUUCCACUCUUCUCGCUGAUUGUUACCGUUCACCUGACCCUGUCCAUGGCAAGCGAAACUACACAUAUUCUGAGGUUGUCAAAGCCAACUUAGGAGGUAGAAAAUUCCAGCUUUGCGGAUUGGCUCAGUAUAUAAAUCUUGUGGGGGUAACCAUCGGCUACACAAUAACUGCAUCUAUCAGUAUGGUGGCGGUGAAGAGGUCGAACUGUUUUCACAAACAUGGACAUGGAGACAAGUGCAACAUAAAUAACUACCCUUUCAUGAUCGUCUUUGCCUGCAUCCAAAUUGUUCUUAGCCAAAUUCCAAACUUCCAUAAACUCUCUUGGCUCUCUAUUGUUGCAGCUGUUAUGUCUUUCGCUUAUUCUUCCAUUGGCCUUGGCCUCUCCCUUGCCAAAGUCGCAGGUGGGGGACACGUGCGAACAACCUUAACAGGGGUGGAAGUUGGGGUGGACGUUUCGGGAAUAGAAAAAGUUUGGAGGAUGUUUCAAGCUAUCGGUGACAUUGCCUUCGCUUAUGCUUUUUCUAAUGUGCUCAUUGAGAUCCAGGACACCCUGAAAUCAAGUCCACCAGAGAACAGAGUGAUGAAGAGAGCAAGUUUGAUUGGGAUAAUGACGACAACAUUAUUUUAUGUAUUAUGUGGGUGCUUAGGAUAUGCUGCAUUUGGAAAUGAUGCUCCAGGAAAUUUCCUCACAGGGUUCGGCUUCUACGAGCCCUUUUGGCUAAUAGACUUGGCCAAUGUCUGCAUUGCAGUGCAUUUAAUUGGCGCAUACCAGGUGUUUGUGCAACCUAUAUUUGGGUUUGUGGAGAAAUGGAGCAAAGAAAAAUGGCCAGAAAGCCAAUUUAUAAAUGGAGAGCAUGGUGUGAAGGUUCCUUUGUGUGAAAGCUUUAGCGUGAAUUUUUUUAGGAUGUUGUGGAGGACAACGUAUGUGGUUAUCACUGCUAUUCUAGCUAUGUUAUUUCCAUUCUUCAAUGACUUUCUGGGGCUCAUUGGUUCACUCUCAUUCUGGCCUCUGACGGUUUACUUCCCAAUAGAGAUGUACAUUAAGAAAUCGAAGAUGCAAAGAUUUUCCUUCACAUGGACAUGGCUCAAGAUUCUGAGUUGGGUCUGUUUGAUCAUUUCUAUUAUCUCAGCAGUGGGUUCCAUCCAAGGCCUUGCUGUUGAUCUCAAGAAAUACAAGCCCUUCCAAGCACAGCAAUAGAACACAACAUUCAUGUUUUGUUCCAACCUUUCCGUUUUUACUAUGAUGUUUUCAAAUAGUGUGACUCCAAAUCGAGACAGCUUGUUAAAACCUAAGCAAUAAUGAUAUGUAUACCUGUUUAAUUUCCAAUCUUACAUUGUUUUGUCCUGA
Messenger RNA from Vigna radiata var. radiata (mung bean), 1836 nucleotides. Its product is annotated as amino acid permease 6. The record is from RefSeq and is a predicted model, not a curated record. Gene Ontology annotation, cellular component: plasma membrane. The transcript is spliced from 7 exons. NCBI's taxonomy places the organism in Eukaryota, Viridiplantae, Streptophyta, Magnoliopsida, Fabales, Fabaceae. Bases 259 to 1686 code for a protein of 475 amino acids.